AUGCUCGGCGUUACGACAGUUCUCAUCACCUCUCUUAUUCUUGUUUCCAGAGUUGCCACGUUUCGAGAUCAGUCUGUUGCAGUGCAAGGAAUCCUAGUCUGUGGCACUGAACCAGCUGCAAAUGUUCGUAUAAAACUUUGGGAUGAAGAUUCAGGCCCAGAUCCAGAUGAUCUCUUAGAUCAGGGUUAUUCCACAAAAAACGGAAGUUUCUUUUUGACCGGUUGGACUACGGAAACAACACCAAUCGAUCCAGUGUUCAAGAUUUAUCACGAUUGUAAUGAUGAAAGAUUGCCAACCCAUCGAAAAGUAAAGUUCACAAUCCCCGAUAAAUACAUAACUGCUGGUCGCUUUCCAAACAUAACAAUGGAUGCAGGAGUAAUUCAAUUGGAGUUUGAAUUCAUGAAAGAGGAACGUGUACUUAUCAUUGAUUAG
This is a messenger RNA of Caenorhabditis remanei, 432 nucleotides long. RefSeq lists its product as uncharacterized. Gene Ontology annotation, cellular component: cell surface. NCBI's taxonomy places the organism in Eukaryota, Metazoa, Nematoda, Chromadorea, Rhabditida, Rhabditidae. The transcript is spliced from 4 exons. The coding region runs from base 1 to 432 and encodes 143 amino acids. The record is from RefSeq and is a predicted model, not a curated record.